Penicillium riverlandense is the source of this 1218-nucleotide messenger RNA. Its product is annotated as putative mitochondrial inner membrane protease subunit 1. Lineage: Eukaryota; Fungi; Ascomycota; Eurotiomycetes; Eurotiales; Aspergillaceae. Gene Ontology annotation, molecular function: serine-type endopeptidase activity. Gene Ontology annotation, cellular component: membrane. The coding region runs from base 1 to 1218 and encodes 405 amino acids. The transcript is spliced from 4 exons. The record is from RefSeq and is a predicted model, not a curated record.
AUGUCCGCCUGUGCAAAAGGCCAAUCAAGCGAUGAUACGAGCGACAUCAUCGGCGACCCUCGCACGACCAAAAGUCGUGUCCUCGAGACCGGCGCUGCGAUGGUCCAGGAGUUCAAGCCAGUGAAGCAGAUCUGUGCACACCUGAACGCAUUUCACGUCUACGCGAACGAUCCGACUCGCUGCGUCGAGUCAAACCACUACUGCUCACACUUGACGGAGGACGUCAGACAAUGCCUAAUCUACGACUCCCCCCAACACAACGCGCGGCUGAUCGGGGUAGAGUACAUGGUCACGCCACGGGUGUUCCUUACUCUCCCCCAGGAAGAGCGACGCCUCUGGCACACGCACGAGUUCGAGGUGAAGAGCGGGAUGCUGGCCAUGCCAGCACCGGCAGGCGUUCCGGGGGCGGCGUGGGAGGCUGCCGAAACGGCUGAGAUGAAAGACAUUGCGCCCAUCUAUGGGAAGACCUACCAUUUCUGGCAGGUGGACAGGGGGGAUCCGGUGCCGAUGGGCCCUCCGCAGCUCAUGGGCAGUUUCACGUCACCCGAAAGAGUGGAGAAGGCGUGCCCGGGCGGAAUGGAUGAGCUGUUGAAGGAUCGCGAUGGGAGGUUUGGGAUUGAUUAUCGAGUCAAGGCGAAGAAGAGGGAGGGCAUUGCGGAGCAUGCUCCUAACGCACAGCAAAUGGAGCGCCUAUUACGCAAAGCCCUAAAACAAGGCACUCCGCGCCGGGCUGCCCGCCUAGCCCUCGACGGUAUCGGCCUGUUCUGCGCCUGUACGCUCGUGUGGGAGCACCUGAUCACGAUUCAGCUCAGCGAGGGACCCUCGAUGUACCCGACCUUCAGUCCGCGCGGCGACUACCUGCUCAUCUCGCGCAUGCACCGCAAUGGCAAGGGGAUAGCGGUCGGCGACGUGGUGCGCUUCAACCACCCAACGUUUCUGGGCGUCCACGGUGCGAAGCGCGUAGUCGGCAUGCCGGGGGAUUUUGUCUGUCGUGAUGCGCCGUUUAGUACGGAGGUUGGGAAGACGCCGGAUAUGAUUCAGGUUCCCGAAGGUCAUGUCUUCCUGAUGGGCGAUAACCUGCCCUGGUCGAGGGAUUCAAGAAACUACGGACCCGUCCCUAUGGCGCUGAUCAAUGGGAAGAUCGUUGCGAGGGUUUGGCCGCCGUCGAAAAUGGAGUGGGUGAAGAAUACGAUGCAGCCGGCACAAAUGGAGGCGUAG